UUUGGGCUGAACUAUCUGAACUAUUUGCUGACCCAGGAUAGUGGUGCUGGGGGAGGGAUGGGCCUGGGGACUCAGGGAAGGUCUCCUGCACCUGCCUCGCUUUUCUUUCUCACUCCAUCCCCCGAAACCAGAAAUGCCCAUGGCGAUGCAGCAGCAGCUGAGGCAGCUCCUGCCGGACAGGAAGGUGGACACUKCUGCUGCCCUCGCCCUGCUCAGCGGCUCCGUGGCAGCCGUGGUGGUCUGGAAAUGGCUGGGCAGAAAGRUGAUCCAGAAAAAAAUGGAAGAAGCUCGGAGGACCCGGGAUGAGGGCAUGAAGAAAAUGGCAAAGGCUGUCCAGCAGUUCAGGGAGCAGGUCCCCAGUGUCCAGAGGGAUGCCAUCCUCUCCCUGCCCCUGAUGGAACUCACUGGAAGGCUGCGGGAAGGGUCUCUGUCCCCCAGGACUGUCCUCUACACCUACUUAGAGAAGGCCCUGGAAGUGACCCAGCAGACAAACUGCCUGCGACACUUUAUCCCAGAGUGCGAGGARCAGCUCCAGGAAAUCCAACGGCACCAGGAGAAAGGGCUGCUCUACGGCRUCCCCGUCAGCAUCAAGGAUCACAUCGGCCACAAGGGGCACUUGGCGACCUGUGGGCUUGUGCAGGGCCUGGACACUCUGAUGGAGGAGGACAGCGUGCUGGUCAAGGUUCUGAAGAGACAAGGGGCCAUCCCGUUUGCAAUGACCAACGUGCCACARUCCCUCUUCAGCUACGACUGCAGCAACCCCAYCUUCGGCCGGACCUUGCACCCCUUCAACCACCACAAGAGCCCCGGGGGCUCCUCGGGAGGGGAGGGAGCUCUGAUCGCAGGGGGAGGCUCCAUCCUGGGCAUCGGCUCCGACAUCGGCGGCAGCAUCCGCCUGCCCUCCAGCUUCUGCGGGCUCUGCGGCCUCAAACCCACGGCUGAGAGGCUCAGCCUGUCAGGAGUGACUGGCCCUAUCUACGGCAUCCUGGCAGUCCCCUGUGCUCUGGGCCCCAUGGCCAGGGACGUGGACAGCCUGGCCCUGUGCAUGAAGGCGCUGCUCUGCCCAGAGAUGUUCCAGCUGGACCCCUCGGUGCCCCCCAUCCCCUUCAAUGAGGAGGUGUACUCCAGCUCCACUCCCCUGCGGGUCGGGUACUACGACACCGAYGGCUACUUCCCACUGCCUCCCUGCAUGAGGAGGGCAGUGAAGGAAACCAAAAGGGCUCUGCAGGCAGCCGGGCACCAGCUGGUGCCCUUUUCUCCACCUCGGGUCUCCUAUGUGAUGACUGAACUGUUCAUGAGGACGUUUUUUGCUGAUGGAGGCCGUGCCUGGUUGGAUGUGUUCACAGGAGAUAUCAUAGAUCCAGGCUUGAAACCACAGGUGAAUUCCUGCAAGAUCCCGAGGCUGCUGAAGAAGCUGCUGGCUCUGCUUUUCAAACCUCUGUUUCCCCGCCUGGCUGACUACCUGCGUGGCUUGGCUGGAAUGAGGUCAGUGAAGGAGAUGUGGGAUCAUCACCACCAAAUACAGGUGUACCGCUCCCAGUUCAUCCGCCGCUGGAAGGAGCUGCAGCUGGACGUGGUGCUGUGCCCGGUCCUGGGGCCUGCCUUCACCAAGGGAUACCCCGGGAAACUCCUCACUGCCAUCUCCUCCACGAUGCUGUACAACGUCUUGAACUUCCCCGCCGGGGUUGUCCCYGUCAGCACCGUGACCGAGGCGGAUGAGGAAGAGCUCAAGCUUUACCAAGGAUGCUGCAAUGACCCCUGGGACCGGGCACUGAAACAGGCUGUGUCAGGCACCGUGGGGAUGCCCGUGGCCGUGCAGUGCGUGGCCCUGCCGUGGCAGGAGGAGCUGUGCCUGCGCUUCAUGAAGGAGGUGGAGACCCUCAGCCGUGACAAGAGAGUGGCAUAGUCACCAYGGUCCCCACGGGAAGGGACAGCACUGCACGAUGCCACCAGCGGUGCAGAGACUACAGCGAGGAGGGGAGGAGGAAGGAAAUGCCACCUCCUGACCCCUCUGCUUGCCAUUGGCAAAGAUCCUGCAAGGAACCACCCUGCAGGACUGGCUUAAGACUGGUUCAACAAAGAUAAAUCUAGGAAUGCAUCUUUCUGCAAGGAUGUUGUGGGGCCAUCACUCCUGCACCCCCAUUUCCAUCAGCGCUGCCUCUUGCAGGAGCAGGGUGGUACUGAGAGGAAAGGAUUACAAAAGUUCAACGGUAUUUUCCUGCUGGCACUGGAGUGACUUCAUAUGGAUGUAACCAUGCGCUGCCCCAUGAGGAAUACAGCCAUGUCCACCCUUCCCAUCGCUGUAUUGUGCUCACAAAAAUAAAAAUGUAACUAUUAAGUAAUUCUUAUCAUAAACUCCAGUAAUCCUUCACUGACAGUAUGAUUCUAUAAACAAAGUCACUGCUCAAAAUCAUACCAGCACCUGCCCACUGAACAUUAAAUGGUAUCUAGCAUGGGAACAUUCACACUUUCCCACAGCCUUCCUAUCUGAUGGCAACAGUCACUGGCCUCUCCACAGCACCAUAUCUCCAGCGUCCCAAGCACAUUUCCAGCCACACAGGAAGGGCAUUCUUAGGAACCCCUGAUUUCAGGACCUCAGGCUGCUCUCUCUGAAGGCASAUAUGCAGAGACAGAUGCAACUCAUUUAUGCAGAUGGUGAGAUCUGGGACAGAAAGGCUGAGAUCCCCAGAUGGUGUUUGUUAACCCAAACCUGCUCAUGUAGGAUCAAAGCAGCCAGACAGGAGGAGGAGAGCAGGGCCAUUUAUCCUGUCCCACASAGAUGGAAAAAUCGCUCCCUCUGAUAAGACCUCUCUCUCUUUCCUAGAUUAAACACCUCAGUCUCAAGCAGAUAAAUAUUCAGGAGACACCACAGCAGGU
Malurus melanocephalus (red-backed fairy wren) is the source of this 2877-nucleotide messenger RNA. RefSeq names its product vitamin D3 hydroxylase-associated protein-like. Gene Ontology annotation, biological process: fatty acid catabolic process. Gene Ontology annotation, molecular function: amidase activity; fatty acid amide hydrolase activity. NCBI's taxonomy places the organism in Eukaryota, Metazoa, Chordata, Aves, Passeriformes, Maluridae. The coding region runs from base 134 to 1906 and encodes 590 amino acids. The record is from RefSeq and is a predicted model, not a curated record. The transcript has 15 exons.